This is a messenger RNA of Helianthus annuus (common sunflower), 991 nucleotides long. RefSeq names its product probable methyltransferase At1g27930. NCBI's taxonomy places the organism in Eukaryota, Viridiplantae, Streptophyta, Magnoliopsida, Asterales, Asteraceae. The transcript is spliced from 2 exons. The record is from RefSeq and is a predicted model, not a curated record. Bases 40 to 888 code for a protein of 282 amino acids. Gene Ontology annotation, biological process: xylan biosynthetic process.
CCUAAACCAAAUCUUAGAUCUUCAAUCCACUUUCUCACCAUGAAAAAUUACCAUAAUACCCCCAUCCUCCCCGAACGAAAACUCUUAAUCUUACUAUCCUUAACCGCCGUAAUCGCCGGUACCCUUCUCCUCUUAACCUUCACAAACACCACCACUUCUCGUUUCUUCUGCACCCGACCCGACAACCCGUUCCACUCCAAACCCGACCCGACCCAGCUCAGAUCAAUCCUCCACUACGCCACAUCUCGGAUCGUCCCACAACAAUCUUUCUCCGAAAUCACGGUUUCUUUCGAUGUUUUGCGAUCGAUUGGGCCGUGUAAUUUUCUGGUGUUUGGGUUGGGUCAUGAUUCGUUGAUGUGGGCAUCGUUUAAUGCGAAUGGGAAAACGGUGUUUUUGGAAGAGGAUCCGACGUGGGUUCAGACGGUGUUGAAAGAUGCGCCGGAGCUUAAUGCGGCGGUUGUUAAGUACCGGACGAAGUUGUCGGAAGCGGAUGAGCUUAUGCGGACGUACCGGUCGGAACCGGAGUGUGCUCCGGCGAAGUCUUACAUCAAGGGGAAUGAUAAGUGCAGAUUAGCACUUACAAGUUUACCCGAUGAAGUGUACGAGACGGAGUGGGACAUGAUAAUGGUGGACGCGCCGCGGGGUUACUUUGCGGAGGCGCCGGGGCGGAUGGCGGCGAUAUAUUCCGCAACUGUGAUGGCGAGAAACCGGAAGAAAUCCGGUGUGACGCACGUGUUUUUGCACGAUGUGAAUAGGAAGGUGGAGAAGGCUUAUGCUAAUGAGUUUUUGUGUCAAAAGUAUCGCAAACAUUCUGUUGGUCGCUUGUGGCAUUUUGAGAUACCGCCGGCGAGUAAUACGACGGUCAACGACGGCGCGUGGUUUUGCUAGAUUGUGUGUUUUUGUAUUUUAUUUGUCAUUUUUAAUGUAUUUUUCCGACAUCAUUAUACCAUUUACUAUGUUCAUUCAUUAUACCACUUACUAUUUUCCUUCA